Molecule: messenger RNA, 8683 nt
Organism: Amoebophrya sp. A120
Lineage: Eukaryota; Dinophyceae; Syndiniales; Amoebophryaceae
Source: the annotation of a GenBank genome assembly
GUACAAAGCGCGCAAUUCCAUGAUUUCCCCUCCAGUCCUGCUUCGAAGAGGGGAAAAAAGAAAAACAAAAUCAAAAGCGUUUCAUAUAAGUUUGGUGGUGGCGUGAAAACACAUUGUUCUACGUUUAUUCGAGAAUGUAAAUAUUGACGCCGCGUCCUCACUGAUUAUUGAUUGCCUGCUUCGCGAAGAUGUUCAGCUCCCCGAUGGAGGACUGCAGUAUCGGGGAUGCGCAGAAGGUCCCAGUCCCUUGUAGUCCCGUGAUGGACACGUGCAAAAACGAGGAACGGGACGAAAGUGAUGUUGAAGCAAAUUUCUUCGGUGUGGAAAUCGAAGGGCAAGGGGGACGGGAACAAGAACAAGAAACGAAACAGGACCGCGAACCAGAACAAGAUACCUCGUCCAACAUGUCAGCAACGUGGCGUCCCCGUCGCGUGCUUGAAUACAAGGAAGAAGCUUGCCCGCAAACGCGGACGAACCAGACGAGGGACAAGACGAGUAUCUUAUCGGUUGGUUUUUUUUUGAGACCGGUACGUGCUGAGGCCCAGACUUUGAAACACGACGGCACGGUGAAGGUUAUAUUUUUAGCGUCGAGCAUACCCUCGGGGAAAACAGGGGGCCCCCGCCCUCCCGCCUCUCGCCCGCUCGGUAGCCUCCCCACAAGGGGGCCCCCGUCCCCGACUCCCGCCCUCCCGCCCGCAGGGGGGCCCCGCCUCCGUCUUUCACUGCCCACUUACAGGGGGCCCCCGCCUCCUUGAUCGCCCCCCCACACAACCUUUCGCCAGCUGGGCAUCGCGGGGCGCCGACCGCUGGUACCGCGCCUGCAGGGGGGCCCAUGCCUCCUUCUUUCACUUCCCGCGCCCCUGCAGGGGGGCCCCCGUCCCCGGCUCCCGCCCGCAGGGGGUAUCCUGCCUACAGGGGGCCCCCGCUUCCUUCUUUCACCGCUCACGCGCAGGGGGCCGACGCCCCCUUGCCCGUCCCCCCUCACACCCUUUCGCCCGUUGGGGGCCCGCCUGCAGGGGGGCCCCCCGGCUCCCGCCCUUCCGGCCGCUGGGUACCGCUCGUGCAGGGGGGCCCCCGCCUCCUUGCUUGCGCGCAGGAGGCCCCCCCGCCUCCUGCGGGCUGCCGGCCAAAAGCGGUCUCCUGCCCUCCCGCGGGGGGCCCCCGCGGCCCUUCUUGCCCACACGGGGGCUCCGCCUCCCUGCCGCCCCCGCCCGAAGGGGGCCCCCACUUCCGCCGUAUCAGGUCCGGAACGGGCCUCCGCCUUCUUAGUUACCUGCCUGAAAGGGGAAAGUUUGGUGGGGGCCCAUUGUCCUGCUCGUUUGGAUGUCCUGUUCGUUUGGAUGGUUGCUGCCUUGCUGGCCGACUCCGCCCGUUUUUCGCCGCGGGCACGCAAGGGGCCGCCCACUUGCGGCGCGCCCGGCUCUCGGGCCCCGCCCGCAUGGGUGGUUGGGGGGGGGGGAGUGUUGUGGGUUGCCCGCUGGUCCGCUAUGUAUCGCGAGGGGGUGGCGGAACUGGAGCUAUUGUGCCCGCGGGCCUCAACACGGACCUAACCAGUGCGGGGCUUGUGUGUGUUGGGCACAGCUAUUGCGCCCGCGGGCCUCACCACGGACCUAACCACUGCGCUGCCUGCUUCUGUUGGGCGGCUGGCCGGUCCCCUCGUUGGUGACUGUUCUGGAAGUGGUCCGCUCGUCCUCCCGGGGGGCCGCAACCGCACUGGGCGGGGCGCCCGCGCGCGGCGCCGACGGGCGUGAAAGCGUGCCCAGCAGUAGGGUUGUUGCGCAGGCUGAAGGGAAAGAGUGGGGCGUUGGCAAUAUUGUAUUGCGAAGGCGGGCUGGGUGAUUGGUUGCCAAUACGGCAGUUGUCAAGAUGGUUUGGUUGGUUGUCAAUACGCCAGAACGACAACUCCUUCGCGUGGCGUCAACAACGGGCGCGGGGCAAAUCCAAACCCCACCCGAAACAAGGAGCCGCCCGCGUGGAGGACACGCAUGCAGGAUUUUAGCUCCCUAGCUACCACAAACUGUAGCCACCGCUCUUGUAGCGUAUCGCAAUUCCCAGCGCCAUACGAUUUUACGCACAGGGCUUGUCUUGUUUCGGGUGGGGUUUGGAUUUGCCCCGCGCCCGUUGUUGGCGCCACGCGAAGGAGUUGUCGUUCUGGCGUAUUGACAACCAACCACGACAGUAUGUAUAUGGCGCACAGUGACAACCACAAGAACCCGAGAGACAUUCCGCGCGACAGGCAAAGACCAGCAGUGCGGUGGGGAAUACUGCCCGCAUGCGCCGCCGCGCGCACUACGCGCGCGGGAAGAUAUUGACUGCAGACGCUGGCGCCACCAUGUGCCAGGGCACGCAGUGCGCUGAGCAGUCGGCGCCGUGCUGUUAGGACGUGCGGACUCCGACCCGCGUCGGCGAGGGCAGCCAAGGUAAAAGUAGACACGCGCGCGGGCGAUAAGCGGAAACACUGCCCACAUGUGCCGCGGUGCGGGUCGCGAUUCCCAAACGUUGCGGUCGCGACCGACAAACCACGGAAACCGACUCCGGUCGAAAGCCGGCGCGUACCAUCGCGAUUCGAGAUAAAACCGCAGCGCUUGUUCCGAUUUGUGUCACGGCGAGACACAUCGUGAAAAAAAGGCCGUGCCGUCGUGAUUCGGCUGCGCGACUUGUGCGAAAUAUCGCGGAAAACCAGGAAAAAGCAACUCCGCAAACAGGGCCCGUAGUAGCGCGAUUCGCGACACAAGUGUUAGGCUUUUGCGCGAUUUUUUGCACGGUGCAAAAACUCGUGCAAAAGAGGUCCUACCAUCGCGAUUAGCAUAGAAAACAAAGCAACUUUUGCACGAUUUUCACCAGUUUCACGACAAAUCCCGGGAUUCGGGAAAUCCCGGGAUUCCGGAAAGGCGUGAGUAAAAGACAAAAGCAAAAACCAGAAGACUUUGAAGGGCCAACCCGCAUGGUAUGGCGCGCGUAGGCUACUGAGAUCCUUAUAAUUUCGCAGUGUAACAAAAGCCGUCCCACGAGGGCACCGCGCCCGGGUAUAUACGCAAGGUUUGACCCCAAUCACGAUGGUAGUGCAAAUAAUUCUGGGCCUCAGCGCGUACCGUUCUGUUUUUUUUAUGUCGUUCAAAAGACAAAAGUAUGAAAAUGAGCAUAACGAUAACAGAAACAUAUAGAAGAUGUCCUAAUUCAGCAUGAUCAACUGACUCUCUCCCGACCACGGCGGCACAGGUCUACUCAUCACCGCCCCGGCCGAGGACCAGACGCACAAUAAUUGCGUGGUUUCACAACACGACGAGGAAAGCUGUGAGCUCGAUGCUGUUUCGCCGUUGAGCAAUCUCCACACAGACGGCAGCGAGCAGUCACAAUCUUCUGCUGAGCGCGAUGAACAACAGUGUCAAAGCACUGCCGCGGCCUGCGACGGGCGAGGCGGUCGUGGUAUGGGCACCGCCACAAGAGCAGGACACAGACGAGACGACCACCAAGAUGAACACGAUGGCUGUACAAUGGAGGAACAACAGCCGGCGAACGAGACCACGGAACAAGUAGACAAAGACAGCUCCCGUGUGAUUGAGCUCGAAAAUUUUGUGCGCGAGCAAAGCCGACAGUUUUUCAGGAUGGUGGCUGGCUGGAAUUCUCUGCAGACCGUGACAAGUUUUUUCUAUACUUGGCGCCACAUUGCGGUAUCACGGAAGUUGCGACGCGUAAGCAGCACAGAUCAUCAACAAGCCACCGGCCAGACCAUUUCAACAGUGACCGUAGGAAUGAAGGAGCUGCCGCAACGACGCACCAAGGAGCUUAGCGUGGAGCAGACGGGAAUGGUAACAGGGGUGCACAUUUUCCCGUGCAAGGAAAUUCUCCAGCAGCUACGCGCUACUGAGCGCGACUCCGCGAGGAAGGAUCUUUCGGAUAGCCGGCGCAAGGAGAACGAGUUGCGCACCGAAGUCGCAGCGCUGGACCAGAGUUUGAUGCGCGUUCGGGGGGACCUGAUCCAAUCCGAGGAGCAACGGGCCCUGUUGCACCGCGAGCUAGCGCAGUUGCGCAUGGAGUUGCGGGAAGCGCACCAACGAAUCGAUGGCUACGAGACCGCUGCAGAAGAUCAAGCGGUGCAACGGAACAAAGUUGAAGAAGAAAGAGAAGGUACGGCUGGCCCUCUCGUCAAUGAUGCGGCUUUUACCAGCAGGGACGACGACGAGAAGAAACACAAACAAACGAACGAGUGCGGUGUGCAAGCGAAUUUGCCGAGUGUCGCACUUGGUGCACCAGAACAGUGCAAAGAGGGUCGGGCGCCAACUUUGGACAUGGGCGGGAAAAUGUCUUGCGAUAAAACUAGCGUCGACGUUGGAAUCUCGACAGAUUUUGUCGACGCUCCAUUCGCCACACUGCAACAACUGCAGAACGCGAAUGCGAAUGCCGCCGACGGAGGUGCCAUGGUGAACGUAACCGAAAGCCCUCCUCCCAAAGAGCCUCCUGUGGUGUUCGAGGCAGGCUCUAGUGUACUGGCAAUCGUUUCUUCGCGAAGUGGUGCUGAGCAGGCGUCCGACGGCGGCGAGAGGGAUCUUGCAAAUGUCGGUGCACAGGAUCUGGUGCAGCUGGGGGGCGUCGACGCAGGACUUUCAUCAUCUGCCGAACGGAUGCGGUCCAUCAGCGGUGAUGCGACUAACGGUUCCUCCUCGAACGUAGGCAGUCCGUCUCGCGUGUUGACUGGGACGCGCGCGGCCUGCUCCCCUGGCUACGAGAAAACGUUUCUUUCCGUCCACGACCGCGUGCGCGUGUCGGAGAAUGACUAUUUUACCCCCCGCGCGGCCGACAGCAACCUCGCAGGAACAGGCACAACAACGAACCCUAAUCCAUUCCUGGCGAAUGCGAAAGGCUCCCUUCUUCGCAGUAGUCUGCAUUCAGAGCGGGCGAGGACGGGACUCUUGCGAAAACGAGGACGAAUGGCAACCAGCAAGCCUGACAACUCAGAAGAGAUUGUUGGAAAAACCUCUGGUCGUGCAUCAAACUCAACCUCGACGAAUACAAGGCUUCUGGGAGUAGACGAGGAUGCGACGCAUUCCCCGGGUGGCCGCGCCUGCGGUAAAAGUAGAACCAGCGGCCGCUGUGCUUCGCGGCAAGUGGAGGACAUUUUGGAGGAAGAGGUCGAGCUAGUUUUCGAACCAGAAGCGGAGGGUGAUGGGGAAGGACAUGACGAGCAGCACGCGGAGCCCUUUUUUCAUCCACUUGGACACGACGCAGACCCGAAUAUCAUUGCAGCUGCGUCCGGAAUAAGAACCAAUCAUCGGGCACCAGCCACAACAGAUCAAGACCGUCACCAGAAGCGCCAGGGCAGUGACUUUUCACGACUGGGCAGGAACAUCAUCAACGCCCUCGAAGAGCCAAGCCGACCACCGCGUCUCGGGUCGUCGCCCCGAGGCGCGUCGGCGCGAUCCCGCAGCGGAAGUUUGGAACUCCUGCAGCAACAGCUGCAGCGUCAGAGUGAACACGGGAGCGAAGACUUGCGGAAAUUUUCGGUAUCUCCCCAAGGACCAAUGUCGCACCUCCACACGCUUGCACCAGCUGCGCUGGGUCGGAGUUCAAUAGGCACGACUCCUUUGGUUCCGACACCAGACGUACUUGACAAGAACGGAGCUGCGAAGACCAGCCAAAACUCCACUCCUGCCAAUUUUGCGCCGUCAGCUGCUGUUGAGCGGAACAAGGACCACGUCAGCGGGCGAACGAUUUUCGCAAAUCCCGUGUUUGCAGGGACGAACGGGGGAGCGACCAUGGCCUUUGCUUCAUCGCCGCUGGACGGUGGCGGAAAGAACUUCGAUCUGAGUCCGCCGCAUCUGAACAAGACAGGCACAAACGGAAUCGCAGCCUACGGAGGCGGACAAAAAGGCAGCUCUGUUGCAGCAGAUCAGAGGCUUGAUCAUGAAGGUGCUGGCGGUUGUAUCAGAUCAGACUCGGCCAAGCAUGUGCAAAGCGGCCAGCAAGGGUUUCAGCAGCCGCCGAAUUUGCAUUCGCACGCGGCUGGCGGACAAGUAGACCAAGAGCAAGGGAGUAGCAGCACUGCGGUGCCUGGUGCUGCUGCAGCAGAGAAGUUUGUUGACAAACAUUCCGCUGUCAGGAUGCAGCCUCCGGAUCAUAGCCUGAACGGGGCAACUCGAGGCCAGCUUCUGCACAUGCCGCUGCAAAGUUCCGGAUCUACAGCUCGGCUGCCUCGCAAGGUUUCGAGUGACAUGUUUUCUGUUUCCUCUUGGGUUUCUUCUUCGAACACCGAUGGCGCUCCUCCCGGGACGACACAUCUGCGGCCAGACCAUGAGCAACAGAACAUGAACAACCACAAUCACCAGUACCUUCCUGCUGGUUCUACCGGCACACGGAAGGAUUCCCUUGAGGACAUCCUGAUGAUGACGAGUGGCGGCAACAUCGUCGAAGGCCCGAGGAAAACUGCAAAGGACCCUUCCAAGCACGCCGCAAAUAAAGACGAUGCGGGUGGUGCGGGCGGAAAUCAUGUUGAAGCACGUUCCACGCCCGUUUUCGCUUUUGAUCAGCAAUAUGGUGAGGUCGCACGGCCGCUGUUUUCCUCUGACAAUCGGCGGAGGACUGCUCCCAGCUUCUAUCCCAGCAGCCGGACCUUAUUCUCAUCGAAAAAUGAUGCCCCCGGGCAUGUGGGCCAACGCCACAUCGUCGACUCAAGAACAUUUGGGAGCACCGUUUUUGGGGGUGGUGCCGCAGCUGCGGGAAAAACUACUGCAAAUAACAGCAAGAAAGGGUCCGCGACGACGACCGCUGCUGGUGCAGGCGCUACGAUGAAAGCAACGCGUGCAACCGAGCCCAGCUUUCAUUUCAAAAGUGCGCGCUCCCCAAUGUCACUUGGCGCGAGUGCGACUGCUACGGCACACUUUCAAAGAGCUGGAUCUGAAGCCUCGUCAAGCAUCAAGAGAGAUGACUUGGCAGCAACAGAGAAUUUUAAGUGCUCGUCGGAAGCCGACACAGCAAAGAUGAAGGAAACUGUACUCACGCCAGCGCAGUUGAAGGGAACCGCAAAAAUCGGAGAAGUCAGACACCUAGCAGCAACGCGAGACAGCGCAGGUCGGACGCCUCAAUUUUCGCCGAAGUAUCCUGUCGGGGAAAUCACGAGCGCCAUGCUAAAUCUGUUGCAACAGGAAGAACGGAACGAACCUCAAUGGGCGGAUUAUAUGCAAGAAAGAAAUGGUCUUCGUUCUAGUAGUUCCGCGGCGGUGGGUGCCAGUACGCAGAUCCCUACGGCGACGACCAAAAACGAUCUCCGCCGAUUGACCGAAUAUCGCGAUAAACAACCUCCACACGACACGAUACCUCUGUCGGGCCAGGAUCGCUUGCGGGCUGGCGUCGGUACUCCCGCCGAACAGCAAAAAGUAAACGGGAGAACCACGGUUCUUGCGCCAGCUGCUGAGUCGACGAAAUCUGUUCCUGUCUUUUUAGGGAAAAUGGGCAGCAAAACAAGUUCGAAAAAGGAACACGAUGAUGUAGGCCAUAGCCACCCCCAUGGCCAUGAUUUUUUGUCGUCUACCAAGGGCAAAAAGGCUGCGUCGACACGGGAAAGCAUCGCGUCAAGUGCACGCCUGUCUCUGGGAUCAAACGGCAGUGGAGGGCACCACGUGCGGGGCUUGCGAAGCUCCCUGCCACCGAAGCUUAACCACGACACCAUCCCAGUAGAUUCAACGGCACUACAUCCGCAAGAACAGCAGUUCUUGACGCAACAAAGACAAAUCGCAAACCAGGGCGCCGGUACUUACCACGCAACGCCACCAACCAGCUAUAGUGGUACGACAGACCGCGAUGUCGGUAGUGGACGGAAACCCACUCAGGUGUCAACCCCGCCUCCAAUGUCGAUGUUCAGUCCAGGCAGUGGCAGUGCCGCUCAGAUCGGCGCCGUACCAACACCGAUGGGCAGGAGCCACUACCAGGUCGUGGUGCCGCAGCAACCCACGAGCAGGCAGAUGAAGUUGAUUGGUUCCCAGUCCGCCUCUUGCCUUCACCGCGGCCACAUCAACCGAGAUACUCCGAGAACGACGCAAAUGCUGGACGCACCGCCACCCUCCGCGCGAGCAAAGCAGCAGCAGCAGGCCCGUGUCGUUUACUAUGCGCAGGCGGAACACCACCAGCCGCGGAGCGCCCGGAGCAGUGAGAGGCUGACCAAGUUGCUGUCCCCUCGAGUCAUCAUGCCAGUCGGAACUACCAGGGGAUCGCCGCAGCUGCUGGCCGCUGCGACGGCUUCACCGGGUCUGGGUGUUGAGUCAUCAGGGAGCAGGAGCGCAAGACUCAGAUACAACAUUAAGUAGCACCACAGCAAGAAGCGCACCGGCGCAGGAAGUUGUAGUAGACGGAAUUGUCGUGCUUUAGGUUUUUAAAAAGCAAGCUAUUAUUGGGAUUUUAUCUGUCGUGCAUUGACGCGGCGUGGGCGUCAAACUGUGAUUACGCGAAUGGAUUCAUCUGAUGUAGUUCCAGGUCAUCACUUUUGAUGCGCUUGGAGCAGGACCCGCGUGAAGAUCAACCGAGUGUUGCACGGGAAGCCAUGUCAAGUGCAAAUCAUGGCGAACUAUUUUUGAUAUUUUUGGUUUGCUGGUCCUGGUUGUCAAUCUCAGCAUAGGUGAGAUAGGUAAAGGCAUUUGAAUUUGUCCGGUGCUCCUUGUGAAGAGCCUGACUGAGAUGAAUGCAUGUUCGACGU